UGAAUUAAGAUAUCGGACAUCAGGAAAAUUCUAGCAAACACUAAAAACUUUAUUCAGACCUCAAAUUACCUCAAUGAAUUUUCCUACAGCGAAUUACAAGCGGAAUGAAAUACCAAAUCUACGUUAUCAUUCUCCUUGUUACAUUCGAUCUGACCGGGGGAGUCAUCAAUUUGGACGAUGAGGAGUUUUUUGGUGAAAUGGCAGACAGAUACAACUGGCCAAAUCAUCCGUGUCGGCGUAUUUGCAGUUACAAUGAUGUGCCGCGACAUUGCUUCUACACCCUCGUCAUUGAAGAAUUCAGCUCCAUGAGUAAAGCUUGUCACAAUUGUCCGUUCAACGUCACCGACUGCUUCAGACCUCAUUGUAUGCCAACCGAUGGCAAACAGAAACCACUCUACGUCGUUAAUCGACAGUUGCCUGGUCCGCUUAUCGAAGUUUGCAUCAACGAUAUCAUUGUGGUAGACGUGAGAAACCGAAUGUUGUCUGAGAGUACGGUGAUACACUGGCACGGCUUCAAACAACGUGGAACUCCGUAUAUGGACGGAGUUGCCUACGUAAAUCAGUGCCCGAUUUUACCGGGAACUGACUUUCGAUAUACUUUCAGAGCUAGCGAUCCUGGGACAUUUUUUUAUCAUUCCCAUAUAGGAUAUCAGAGGGCCGAUGGUCUUUUUGGUCCGAUAGUUGUCAACAAAAUGAUAAAUGAAGAUCGAAUGGCAAAUCUUUACGAUAACGACGAUCUUUACAUAAUGAUUCAUGACUGGUCGCACAAAACAGGUGAUGUCGGCGCUGUGGAGCAAUUUUAUGUCACUGCAAGUGUUGCUCCGACUACUAUGCUUAUCAACGGUUUAGGAAGGUUUCAACAGUUCCAAAGUGCUGAUGGAAAAAUGUUCUACAGCCCCGUAGCAGUUUUCAACGUUUCGCAAGGUGUUAGGUAUAGAAUUAGAUUAAUCAACUCAGGUGCUGAAGAUUGUCCAAUGAAGAUGUCCGUUGAUAGUCAUAGCUUACUUGUUAUCAGUAUGGACAGUAACGAUAUUGAACCUGUCGAAGUCGAUGCAAUCACUACAUGGUCGGGCGAAAGAGUAGAUUUCAUUUUGAACGCUAACCAACGACCAGAUAACUACUGGAUCAGAGUCAGCGGAUACGGAGUCUGUUCGAAUACCUCGGCUCAUCAAGUAGCUAUACUUCGAUAUUAUGGGGCACCUUUCGAAGAUCCCAUGGGAGUAGUAGGCUAUGACUUACCGCAAAACAAUAAAGAACGUAUACUGAAUCCAUACAACGUGGGUGUGGAAGUCAAAUCGAAGGAAAACGUGUAUCUUCCUGAUCUGAAGUCUAUGGAUCCUAAUGAUCAUUCAUUGAGAAAAUAUGUCGAUCAGCAGAUUUAUAUUAAGCUCGAUUUUUACAAUAUUGACAAUUAUGAUUUUGCAAGAAAGGAUCUUUAUGGAUUUAAUCAAGUUCCGUACAGCCGUUGGAUGGGAACUUUUCAAUUGAAUCACAUAAGUUUGAAAUUACCACCUGUUCCUCUAAUGUCCCAAUGGAAUAUGUUAGAACCGAACGAUUUCUGCAACGCAGAAAAUCCUCCUAAACGCGUGGAUUGUAUGGAUGAGACUUUGCAGUGUGCUUGCACUCAUGUGAUAUCACUCCGAUUGAACUCUGUUGUUGAAUUAAUUUUUGUUAACGGAGAUUCUCAAGGUAACGAGUUUAUAGCAGCUCAUCCCAUGCAUUUACAUGGACACUUCUUCCGCGUGGUUGCCAUUGAAAAUCUAGAAGGAAACGUGACGGUUGAGCAAGUGAAGCAAUUGGACAGAGAAGGUAAAAUUAAAAGAAUACUUGAUCGUGCACCCAUUAAAGAUACGAUCAAAGCACCAUCGGGUGGAUACACUGUCGUGAGACUUUUCGCCGAUAAUCCUGGAUACUGGUUGUUCCAUUGCCACUUUGAGCAACACAGUAAUAUUGGCAUGGCACUGAUUUUCAAAGUUGGCGAGCACGAAGAAUUUCCAAAAGUACCGUACAAGUUUCCGCGAUGUGGAAAUUAUCUUCCGCGGGCGAUGUAAUCACGUUAAAUUUAUUGUUUUGCAAAAAAGCUUUUCUUUUUCUUAAGCAAGUGCCAAGUGUUGCA
Messenger RNA from Phymastichus coffea, 2116 nucleotides. RefSeq lists its product as uncharacterized. Gene Ontology annotation, biological process: iron ion transport. Gene Ontology annotation, cellular component: plasma membrane. The record is from RefSeq and is a predicted model, not a curated record. Bases 105 to 2051 code for a protein of 648 amino acids. Gene Ontology annotation, molecular function: oxidoreductase activity; copper ion binding. The transcript has 10 exons. Lineage: Eukaryota; Metazoa; Arthropoda; Insecta; Hymenoptera; Eulophidae.